This is a messenger RNA of Rotaria sp. Silwood1, 2181 nucleotides long. The record is from the annotation of a GenBank genome assembly. NCBI's taxonomy places the organism in Eukaryota, Metazoa, Rotifera, Eurotatoria, Philodinida, Philodinidae.
AUGUUUCAUUGUAAUCAUUUUCUUCUUAUUAUAUUUCUUUUAAAAUUUUGUUUUACAUUUAAUAAUAAUCAACAAUGUUUAAUUCGUGAUACAUGUACAAAUUCAUCUUAUAUAUCUCCAUCAAUUUAUAAAGAUGAACUAUUUAUACAAUCACGAAAUUGUUUUUGUGAUUCAGUUUGUGAACAAUAUGGUGAUUGUUGUUAUCCUACAAAAUUAUUAACAAAUAAUUAUGAAUGUAUAGAUUAUAUUUUACCAACAAUAGGGAAUGAAAAUCCUUUACAUAAUAAUUUAUUUGUUUGGAUGCGUACAGAAUGUUUAUCAAUAUAUAUUGGUUCACAAGUUGAUGUACAAUGUCGAAAUUUAAAUAAUCAAAUAUUUAAUGAUAAUCCAAUAUUAUUUAUUCCAGUAACAAGUAUACAAACAAAUAUAACAUAUAGAAAUUAUUAUUGUGCUUAUUGUAAUAAUGAUGCAAAUGAAAAUAUAAAAUUUUGGGAAUAUAAAACAUAUUGUUCUAAAAAUAUUGUUGAUAAACAUAAUGUAAUUAUAAAUAAUUAUCAAGACAUACAAUAUUAUAUUCAUAAUUUAACAAAAAAUUGUUUAAAAACUAUUAUUUAUCCUCAUUAUCAAGAUAAUUUUCAACCAUCAGUUUUUAUUCGUCCUUGUAAAAAAUCUCUUCCGCCAACGUGUCCUUUAGAUACAUCAAUUGAUUUAGCACAAAAUUGUUCAUCAUUUGGUACAGCUUAUCGUUAUGUACAAAAUUCAAGUAUUAUUUAUCAUAAUUAUUAUUGUGCUAAAUGUAAUCAUAUAAAUAAUAGUGAUGAAAUAACAUGUUUAGAUCCAUAUUUACGUUCAUCAUUAUCAUUGUUACCACAGAUACGUAUUAAUCCACUUUCAAUAUUAUUUGAUCCAAAUCUUCUUCAACGUUAUUUAAAUAAUAAUACAAUACCUAAUUUUAUUUAUUCAAUUAGUUAUAAUUGUACAAAAUUAAAUGAAUAUUAUGAUUUAUUUGAAAAAAAAUGUUCACAAAUUACAAAUUCAAAUCAACAAUUUAUUAUUUCAAUGAAAUGUUCAUAUCCAAUUCAAACAUUAAUUCAAUCAGAUGAUAAAAUUUAUUAUAAUAAUGGAAGUAUAUAUCUUGCUAAUGAUUCGAUUUUAUUAAUAAAAGAUGAAUAUGUUUUUAUUAGUAACAAUGUAAUUGUUUUUUGUGCUGAUCGAUGGAAAAAUUUAGAACCAUCAUUAAUUAUUACACCUUCAUUACCAUUUUAUCGUAAUAUAUUAUCUGUAAUUUGUACUUCAAUCUCUCUCGGAUGUCUUCUUCUAUUUUGUAUGAUUUUUUAUUUAAUUCCUUCUUUACAUAAUUUACCUGGAAAAUGUUUAUUAUUUCUUUCUAUAUCAUUAUUUAUUGGUCAAUUAACAUUUAUUUCUACUUCACAUUUAACUAAAUAUAAUUCUAUUUGUUUUUUAUCAGCUAUAAUAAUUCAUUAUUGUUAUUUAUCUUCAUUUAUUUGGUUAUUAAUUAUAUCUAUUCAUAUUCAUUCAACAUUUAAUCAUCAAACAAUACAACAAGAUAAAAUUGAUAAAAAUUAUCCUCGUUUAAUCGUUUAUAAUAUUCUUGUUUGUUGUUCAACUGGUAGUAUUAUAUUAAUAGCAUGUUUAAUACAAUUUAUUAUUCCACAAUCAAAAUUUUCUCCAUCAUAUGGUUUAAUUUAUUGUUCAAUAUCAAAUAUAAAUGCAAUGAUUAUUUUCUUUCUUUUACCUAUUGGUUGUUUAUUUAUAAUAAUAACAAUUUUAUUUAUUAAAACUCUUUUAGCUAUUUAUCAUUCACAUAAAAUAGCUAAAUUAGUUAAUGUAACAUCUUCUUCAAAUACAAUAAAUAAUAAUUUAAUAUUUAUCUAUGUUCGUUUAGCAUCAUUAAUGGGUAUUCAAUGGUUUUUAUUAAUUUUUGCUCUUAUUAUAAGACAAACAUGGUCAUGGUUAAUAUUUGAAAUAAUUAAUUCUUUACCUGGAGUAUUUAUUUGUUUUGGAUUUUUAUGUUCAAAACGUAUAUUAAAUAAUUUAAAACAAAAAAUUUCAAUGAAAUUACUUAUUAGACGACAAUCAUCACACAGUAGUACAACAACAUCAACAACAUUAACAUCAACAUUACCAAAGAUAAAUGUUAUGAAAAAAUUUCAUUUUUAA